This is a messenger RNA of Alternaria rosae, 2438 nucleotides long. Its product is annotated as actin-domain-containing protein. The record is from RefSeq and is a predicted model, not a curated record. The transcript is spliced from 3 exons. Bases 55 to 1989 code for a protein of 644 amino acids. NCBI's taxonomy places the organism in Eukaryota, Fungi, Ascomycota, Dothideomycetes, Pleosporales, Pleosporaceae.
AGCCUGGAGCUGUCACUCGCGCCGGAGCUUGUAAACAUCACCCAUUGCGCCACGAUGCCGCCUUUUAAAGAUGACCAGAUAAUCAUCAUUGCGCCUGGCUCGGAGACGACGGUCGCGCAGCUGGGGCUCCCCGAGUCUUUCACGCCCGCGCGUCUUCGCGUGAGAUCGCGCAUGUUCCCCGCAGAGAAGGAAGGUGAAUUCGAACCAUACAAGAUCCGAAGAAAGCAAGAUCAGCCCACCGCGACGAAUGGCGAACCCACCGAUGAGUCGCAACAAGAGAAGAAACCCACCGAGGGCGACGAUGAAGUAGUGUGGGAAGAAGACCGCGUUUCGGAAGAAGGUGCCAUAUGGCCCAUUCAGCAAGGUCGCAUUGUUGACUGGCCAUGCUUCUUCGCCCUCAUUACGCACACCUACAACUCUCUGAACCCGCCCUUCCACACUCCGAUCCUCCUCAUCACGCAACCAGCAUGGACCCCGCGAGAGCACGAGAAGCUCACCCAGUUCUUCUUCGAGAAGUUCAAGGUGCCUGCUUUUGGGCUCAUGGACGCAGCAUUGGCAACGACAUGGGCAUACGGUGUACACACAGCGACAGUGAUAGACGUUGGCAAAGACAAGGCAGACAUCACUGCUGUCAGCGAGUUCAUCCCGCACACUCAGGGUCGCGUCAUCUCACUGGAAGGAUGUGGAGGCGAGGCCUUUACCCAAGGGCUCUUGGCUAAGCUCAAGUCCAAGGGUCUUAAUCGCGACAUGUGCGAACAACUCAAGCGAUCACCAAUUUGUGAACUUCUGCCCCCAGGAGUUCCGCUUCCAGGCCCCGGAGAUGCACCUACCAAAGACGCGGCGACCAACCCUGCAGCACUUGCAUCAACCGGCGCCACAGGUCCUGGCGCAGCAGCAGCAGCUUCCAUCGGAAACGUGCCAAGAGGGCCUGGCAUCGAUACCGAAGUUGGCGAGGACGCGAGUCUUGAGGAGAGCGAAGGUGUUCUGGACGUGGCAAGCAUCGUCGCUGGCGGCAAGAUGUCGGAAUACCUAGCUAAGAAGGAGAAGGAGAAGCAGGAGAAGGCUAAUGCGAAGAAGAAGGGUGGUCCGGCCCCGGCAGCCAACAAGCCGGUCAGAUUACCCAACUCCCGACUUGAGAAGGCCACAUUCCUAUACGAAGACCACGCGCUUCUGGACACCUUGAAGAACAUGAAUCUCAAUACCCAGGAGAUGGCAGAUGCGAAGGGCGCUCUUGACGAAGGGCCAAACAGGAAGGGGCAAGAGAAUGGAGAAAACGGCGAGCCUACAUCCGCAACCGAAGCGAACGGUACCAGCGAAUCUGGUGCUACCGGUAAACGCACAGGAUCAAUAAGACGUGAGAUCGAGGUCGGCACCGAGCGAUUCAUGGCAGAUGGCGAUGGCACACUGGAGAAGAUCGCAGACGCUGUGCACAGGGCUAUAUCCUCCAUCGACGAGGUCGGGAAGCGAAGCGACCUAUGGGAACAGCUCAUCGUCUGUGGUAACGGUUCCAAGCUACGAGGUUUCAAAGAGUCGCUCCUCCAAACCAUCCAGACCAAGUAUCUGGUCUCGCCGUCCUCCGCCACGAUUUUCACAUCCGAGAUCCCAUCCAACGUGUCAACGCCCAUGGGAACCGGCGCGAACACACCGCAGCCCCAACUCGGCCCGCAUGGCGGCUCACAAGUCAACCCACUUCUGCUCGCAGCAACGACCGCGCAGACACAACACAUGAUGCCACAUGGAGGCAUGCCUGGCAUGGGAGGUAACACCCACUCAUCGCACGGCCAAACACCCACAUCGAUCAAAUUCAUCAAGCCGCCGGAGUACUUCCCUGAGUUCAAAGACGUUGGUUUCGAUGAGUCAGCCUUCUUAGGCGCUCAAGUCGCAGCCAAGGUUAUCUUCGUUGUCGAUCAGGGUCAAAGUAAGGGUUACAUGACCCGUCCCGAUUACAACGACCAGGGUCCACAGGGCAUCCACGAUUACAGCCUAUAAUCCGAGAUCUAGGUCCUUGGAUUACGAAGUUGGCUUUGACAAGCAAGGCCUUGUGUUACUUUUGCAAACCCGCCAUUUGUGGAGUUUAGGCACGGUUUAUGGAUAUCCCGGCGUUGCCAAAAAGGGAAGCCUGUCAAGUUUGAUGAAACGGAAUAGGCGAUUGUCGCGAUAGGCUAGCGGCGUAUUGCGAGAUGCUUACUCCAAAUCCUAUUUUCAUGACCACCCAUCCGUCCCAUUCUUUCCUUUUCCACUCGCCAACUUUGUGGGAGUGAAACGCCCAUCUCAUUUCUUCUGGUAGUUAGGCAUCGGAGUACGCCGAUCGCCCUGGGGGCUCCGCUCCGCUCCCCACGUGCUAGGCAUUAGCGAGUGGCUAACCGGAUCUAGCCAUUCUUACUUCUGGCAACUGAUAAAGGUCGCCAGUGCCACUCGCUUUAUAUCGUUCUUGUCUU